Molecule: messenger RNA, 3322 nt
Organism: Entelurus aequoreus (snake pipefish)
Lineage: Eukaryota; Metazoa; Chordata; Actinopteri; Syngnathiformes; Syngnathidae
Gene: nell2a
Product: neural EGFL like 2a
Exons: 20
Coding region: 319-2757 (812 amino acids)
Molecular function (GO): protein binding; calcium ion binding
Source: RefSeq, a predicted model, not a curated record
CCUCCACGCCGCGGCAGGAGCGUCUGUUGAGCUGCUGGAGACAGCGUCAUCUCCCUUUGUGCACCCACCUGUGCUGGAGAGCGGCGCCCGAUGGAGCACAUCCACGCAUCUUGCGUGGAAUAACAUUUGACUUCAUCCUCGUUGCGAAUAUUUUGUUGUUGUUUCGAUCCUCCUCCUCCUCCUCAUCAUCGGCACCGUCGGGGCAUGUAAAGUUUGGAUGAUGCCCCCGCUCAGCAUCCGGGAUUGCAAAUAAACCGAUCAUCUCCUAGAAGUGGCCAAAAUAUGGACUAAUUUAAAAAAAAAAAACCUACAUUCACCAUGGGAUUGUUACAGCUUCUUCUGGUUGUGUGCUUUUUUGGCUCAGUGCAAGGUUUCGGGGUGGACCCAGCUCUGCGCAUCAGUGUGUUUGAUGAACUACUAAUGCCUGGACAUGGAUUUGAUGGAGUUACUCAGGUCCAAGGCUUCCACAGGGAGUCCAGAGCGUUCCACUUCCAAGGCUCCUCCAGGGAAGUAAAAGCUCCGGACGAGGUCUCGGAGCAAAUUGUCCAGAAGCUGAGAGGCAAGAAAGAGUUCACUGUGCUGGUGACCCUCAAACAAGAGCACCUCAACUCAGGGGUCAUCCUCUCCAUCCAUCAGUCGGAGAACAGGUUCCUGGAGCUGGAGAGCAGCGGGCAGCGUAGCGAGGUGCGUCUUCACUACCGGACCAAAGGACAGCAGCCCCAUACUGAGGUGUUCCCCUACAGCCUGGCUGACGACCAGUGGCACAAAGUGUCUGUCGCCGUCAGCGCCUCUCAUGUCAUCCUGCACGUCGACUGCAACAGGAUCUACGAGCGGGUGGUGGAAGCCCCCUUCAUGGACAUACCCAAGGACGCCUCCUUCUGGCUUGGACAGAGGAACACUGCUCAUGGGUUUUUCAAGGGGGUGAUGCAGGACGUGGAAAUUGUGGUGAUGCCGCAAGGAUACGUCUCUCAGUGUCCAGAUCUCAACAGAACAUGCCCGACUUGCAACGAUUUCCACGGACUGGUGCAGAAAAUCAUGGAGCUGCAAGACAUCCUUGCUAAAACCUCCAGUAAGCUGUCCAGGGCGGAGGAGAAGAUGAAUGGGCUGGACGGCUGCUACUGUGAGAGGACCUGCAGCGUCAAUGGGGUGGUCUACAGAGAGGACGAGGGUUGGACAGAUGGUUGCAGGAACUGCACGUGCAUGAACGGAACGGUGCAAUGCGAGGCCAUCUCUUGCCCACCUGCUCAGUGCCCGGCGGGGACGUUGCCGGCCUACGUGAAGGGCGCCUGUUGCAAGGAGUGUCAGCCUGUCUGCCUGUUUGGCGGAAGGGAGCUGGUGGAAGGGGAUCACAAGGCCGUGCGCGACUCCUCCAGAAGGUGUCUGCUGUUUGAGUGCAAGGACAGGACAAUGCAUCGAGUGGUCCCCAGCGAGCCGUGUCCUGAGCUGAGGUGUCCAGAGUCCGAGCAGGUCACUUUGAGUGACCGAUGCUGUAAAGUCUGCAGAGGUCAUGACUUCUGUGCCGAGGGCCACGGCUGCGUGGAGCACUCGGACUGUGUUAACCUGGAAGCCGGAGACUGCUGUGUUUGCAAGGAUGGUUUCCGUCCUCUGAGAGACGACAACGCCUACUGCCAAGAUAUCGAUGAGUGCGCAGAGGGGAAGCACUACUGCAGGGAGAACACCAUGUGUGUUAACACCCCCGGCUCCUUCAUGUGCAUCUGCCAUACAGGCUACAUCCGGAUCGAUGACUACUCCUGCACAGAGCACGACGAGUGCCUGAGCGGACUUCAUGACUGCGACGAGAAUGCCUUGUGCUUCAACAUGGUCGGAGGACACAGCUGCUCUUGCAAGCCGGGCUACACCGGCAACGGAACCGUGUGCAAAGCCAUGUGCGACGGCUUGUGCCAGAACGGCGGGACGUGCCUGUCGCCCAACAACUGCGCCUGCCCGCAAGGAUUCACUGGGAAGAGAUGUGAGACAGACAUCGACGAGUGUGCCGACGGCUUUGUGGAGUGUGACAGUAAAUCCACUUGUGUCAACUUGCCCGGGUGGUACCACUGCGAGUGCCGCGAAGGCUACCAUGACAACGGCUUGUUUUCUGCCAAUGGAGAGUCGUGUGUAGAUAUCAAUGAGUGCAAGACGGGCGGGAACACCUGCGCCAACGACACCAUCUGCUUCAACCUGGAGGGAGGCUACGACUGCCGCUGCCCCCACGGACACAACUGCACCGGCGACUGUAUCCAUGACAACAAGGUCAAGCACAGCGGACAGGUGUGGGUGCUGGACAGUGACCGCUGCUCCGUGUGCUCGUGCCAGGCCGGCCAAGUGAUGUGUCGCAGGAUGGUGUGCGACUGCGACAACCCCAGCGCCGACCUCUUCUGCUGCCCCGAGUGCGACCCUCGGCUGAGCAGCCAGUGUCUGCACCAGAACGGCGCUCUGACCUAUGGCAGCGGCGACACGUGGGUGGAGAACUGUCAGCAGUGCCAGUGUCUGCAGGGGCAGGUGGACUGCUGGCCACUGCCGUGCCCUCCCGGCGACUGCGAGUUCACGGUGGUGCCCGACGGCGAGUGCUGCCCCCGAUGCGUCAGCGACCCCUGCCUGGCGGACACCAUCCGCAACGACAUCACCAAGACGUGCACGGACGAGCACGACAUCUCGCGCUUCAGCGGCUCCUCCUGGAUCAAACACGGCACCGAGUGCACCCUCUGCCAGUGCAAGAACGGACACAUCUGUUGCUCAGUGGACCCCAUGUGCCUUUAGUGGCGGCACCUGUACAGCAUUCUCCUCCAUGUAAAAUACAACCAGAAGAAAAAUAAACACCACCUCCAUGGCCGCCCUCGAAUAACGUCUCCUCACUGAUCUCGACAGGAAUGUUUCCGCCGCAUGGAGGCGCCCUCAUCUUCCUAUUAUCAUCAUGAGGAACCACAUUAUUAUUGUAAAUGCCAGCAGGAUUGGUCCCAUUCCUAAAAACACUACGAGUGUUUCUUGGUCUUUCUACCCAACAUGAUGAUGAUGGACUUCACCCUUUGUUCACCCGCCCCACAUGACCUUGUAACAUACAAAUAUUAACUGGCAUGACUGUGCUUGAUGUCCAAACUUUGUUUGAUUUUCUUUGCUCAUUUAUUCAAUUGUGAAAGAUGAUACUGUUGAUACUUUUACCUUUUAGACUGUGCAGAGACCAGUUAGCGUUCUUUUGCCACACUUACCAGUCGUCAGUAUUAGUGGUGCUUGGUAGCUUUUUAUUGCACUUUUCCCCCCAACUUUUGUUUCUUUACGAGCUUGUUAUUGUGUAAUAGUGAAAUAAAGUAUUUCCAUUUACAUGUAA